Coccidioides immitis RS is the source of this 5157-nucleotide messenger RNA. Its product is annotated as GTP binding protein. The transcript is spliced from 5 exons. NCBI's taxonomy places the organism in Eukaryota, Fungi, Ascomycota, Eurotiomycetes, Onygenales, Onygenaceae. Gene Ontology annotation, molecular function: GTP binding. The coding region runs from base 223 to 4632 and encodes 1469 amino acids. The record is from RefSeq and is a predicted model, not a curated record.
CUGCCCGUGUCCACUUUCUUGCUUCUUCUUCUUCUUCUUCUUCGUUGCUCUGUCUUGGUCUUUCUUUCAGCCCAAUCCUCGAAGCGUUCAGGUCGCGCAACGAUCACUGCCCAAUCCAAUCAUCGUUCUGGUGAUUUGUGCAUGCAAUUGAUCAGUAAAAUCUCAUAUUGGUUUCAAACCUGAACAUUGCCAUUGUCUGACUUCUUUCAGCUGGUUCACACCAUGGCCAGCGGUCAGCGCCCGCUCUCUGAGAUUAGUCCCGUCGCACCGCGGCGAAACUCUCCUGGAACCAAGGGAUUCGCGAGCGGGGACUCAUCACCAUUUGACUCUUCUCCCAUGAACACGUCCACUUCUCCGCGACUGUUCUGGCAGGGUCGGGAUCCCGCAUCCCCAUAUCGCGUCAAUUUUGAAAACAGAAGCCCAUAUGAUGGGUCGUCUCCAGCGUCGUCGGCCAAAAGGUCGUCAAUUGAAAAUCUGAAAAAAGCUUCACGCGUGAAAAACAGUAGCAUGUUCGCUCGCGAGCAGAAGGGGGAGUAUGAUCCCGCUCAUGUUAAAGUACUCGAGCGUCCUUUGGCCAGUGGGCGGCCCUUGAGCCAGCAGCGUAACCACAACAUUGCCACCAAUACCGCUCCAACCGAUGCAAGGCGCCAACUGCCUUCUCAGAGCGCUGCAUGCAAGACCACCACCCUCACCACCACUACUCACGAGGCGGAGACGAACGCUUCCCAAGAAGCUGCAACUCCGCGCCCAGCGCAGCAAAGUAAUAACCCGUCUACAAGCCAAGGGUCACCUUCAAGGCCACAGCCUCCGUCUCCUCCAAAAUCUUCUCUGAAUAAAAAUGGACGCUAUAGCGGCAGGUCGUUUGAUCCUCACAGCGAAAUAUGGUCUGACGAUGAAUCAACCGCCAUUGACAAGUCGUUUGGAGAGGGCCGUAGCUUUCAUCGUCAGACCAAGAGUGUCACCUUCGACGCGGCGCCUCCCCAGAUUAAUGAAUAUGAGAUGACUACUCCCGUUCCUUCGUCAAUCGCAUCGAGUUCACGCGAAGGGAGCUAUGAAUCAACAGAGAACGAGGAAAGUUUCGAUGCUAGUUUUUCUCUCCACGACGAUAGCUUCGAUGCGAGUCUCGAAGAUACCGACAAGACUCCCGUGAUGCUGCCUGAUCAAUGGCGCUAUGACAGCCCGGAUGAUACUAACGACGAGAUGUCUCAAAAUGAGUAUGAUCCAUUCAGCCCAGACUUUGACACUCCAGACCCCGAGGCUCGUCCGCCGUCUUCUAGCGCUUCCAGUUCUUUCCGGUCUCAAAUUGAGUCUAUGGAUUCUAACGGAGAAUGUCGUCCACUUCCGCCUCUUCCUUUGGCCAAUCUACAAAGGAGCCCGGAUCACCAUAGACGGCUCACUGCGACGUUGGAAAGAGCGAGCAGUGUCUCUCGGCCAGCACCUCUCCGCCCAGCUUCCUGCAGCAAAGAUGACCUUAGCGGUCUGGGUACAGGCUCCCUGUCACUGGAAGAUAGGCUUCGUUUGAUGAUGACCCAGGAACACGACCAUCAAGCUUCCGAAGCCGAAACCCAGCGUGAGAGACGAAUGCGGCGUGCACUGAACAAGGACAAAACCCCCGAAAGAACCGAUGGAAAGCCGGAUGAUAGCAUCGUCAGCGAGCUUAGCAUGUCUUCCGAGCCAUGCCCAACUCCGCGAAUUUCCAGAGAAUCUAUCCUCCGCAAUCUGAAGAGAGAAGAGAAUUUCAGUGACGAUGUUAGCGGAAUCUCUUCAAUCGGCGAUUCCAGCCCACAUCGUCCACUCCCCCUGGAUCCUGAUGUGCCUAUUCCAUCUCUUGAAAGCGAUGAUGUGGUUGAAGAUCACGCUUCAGUCAAGGAGGAAGAACAGGACGAAAUUGAUCUUUACGAUAUUCCGGAAUAUGACCCGGAGCAAGACGGUGAUGAUAGCACACAUGAUGGGCAUGACCAGGGCACGCAUGGUGAUUAUGAUGAUGAGAGUCACUACUCGCGGACUUCAAAAGAGGACGAUUCGCGUAUCGAGCAAUUUGAAGACGCUGAACGGCAAUCCACUCCUGUUCCAAUGCAUAUUACACAGGAAACCCCUGCUGAUGACAGCCAACAGUGCUCACCAUCUAGGUCACAAACUCCUGACGAUGAACACCAGUUUGAGUUGGACCUGCUUUCUUACGUAGAUAGGUCCACUCCUCCGAUUGAAAACUCCGAUGAUGCCCCACCUCCUCUUGACAUGGCAGCUAUUCGCGACUCUCUUCACAGGCCGGAGACACCGGACCAAAACACUGAACAAUCAGCCGAAGAGAAUGACGGAGACAAAGAUUGUCCUGGCACCCCGGAAUCCGUCAUCAGGCACCGUGUUUCGGAAGAUGCGCCAGAAGAGCCUGCUGCAGUCAUUCCGGGUCCUCUUGCCACAGUUAAAGCACCUGGCGCUGGCCUUAAGACCAGACCUUCACUGACUCCAGCAGACGCGGAAUCUAUGGCAGCAGUUCGGCGAAAAGUGAGCGGACAGGGACCAAGAAUACCGUCGAUCUCGGAGAAUGCGACCGGCAAUCGACCCAGCACGGCAUCAGAACUGACGCUUGGUUCCGUAAAAUCUGACCUUCCGGCAUUUAAUGGCAUCCCAGGAGCCGGGAAACGACAGCCCUCGCUCGUGAAACUCGAUAUUCCUGUCGGCGAUAGCGAUGAAGGUUUGGGAUUCGGACUUGACGAAGAAUUUGAUCGUGUCAUUGAAGCUCAAAAGGUUGCGUUUGAACUCUCCCUCUCUCAGAUCCCUCUCUAUAAGGACUUCCAAAACUCCGGUCAACCCAUGCCGCGUGCAGGCGCUGCGGAAGGACAUGGCUCUUCCACCCUUGAGACACAAGUGGACAAUAAAGCUGACAGAAAAAUAACGAAACAGAGAGGUUAUCUCAUGAGACAAAACACGAAAGUGAUCGUUGCGACCAGCCAUGGCGAUGAAGCGAACGCCAAAUCCACAGCAGGUGCACCGCACGUAGGUAGUACACCACGAAAGGCAAGCCAGCAGACAUGGACAACAGAGCCCUGGAAUCCAAAGGCGCGGCGCCAGAGCAUUAAACUUGCGGGCGCCACUAAGAAGAAAACGGAAUCAGUUCCACCUUUGCCAGGUCAAGAGAGUGUUGUGAAAGAUGGAUUAGGCUCGGUUGAUGAAACCGAUGUCAACGGACAAGCAGACGAUAUGGAAGAUGGAAAAGACAGAGGUCGUCUUUUCGUGAAAGUCGUCGGGGUUAAAGAUCUAGAUCUUCCUCUUCCUAGAGGGGAACGAUCAUUUUUCUCAUUGACACUCGACAAUGGACUUCACUGUGUGACGACUUCGUGGCUCGAAUUGGGAAAAUCCGCGCCCAUUGGCCAAGAGUUCGAACUGGUCGUGAUGAAUGAGCUGGAGUUCCAGUUGACCCUUCAGAUCAAACCAGAACUACUUAAGCCCAAGCCAAAAGUUGUUCCACCUUCACCACCAAAAGCACAAAAGCCCCAGAAAACCUCCGCAUUCAGUCGCGUCUUUGCAACCCCCAAGAAGCGUAGGGAAAUGGAGCUGCGCCAGCAGAUGGAAGCCCAGCAGCUCAAGCAGAAGGCCGAAGAGGAGAUCCACUCCGCACCUGAUCCCUGGGCUAAGGUUCGAAACUUGGUUGCCAGCGAUGGUAGCUUUGCCCGCGCAUAUGUGUGUCUGGGCGAUUAUGAACAACAUGCUUUUGGGCGGCCAUUAACAGUGGACGUUGCAUGUUUCAAUGAAUGGGCCGUCGAUGAGGUCCCGGUUACCACCAGUAAUUCUAAAAGCAAACGAAAUACAAUGGCCCCAGGGGUCCAACGGCGGCCCCCAUACAUGGUUGGAAAUCUGGAACUUCAACUCCUAUAUGUGCCAAAACCUAAAGGCGCGACAGACGAUGACAUGCCAAAGAGCAUGAAUGCUUGUAUCCGUGAGAUGAGAGACGCUGAUAACUCGGCGAUGAGGAGUUGGGAGGGAUUCCUGUCGCAACAGGGCGGAGAUUGUCCGUACUGGCGUCGGCGCUACUUCAAACUCCAAGGCUCCAAGUUGACUGCGUAUCAUGAGACCACUCGGCAGCCACGGGCUACAAUCAACCUCGCAAAAGCGUCCAAAUUGAUUGACGAUCGCUCAAUCUUGACUCAAAGGGAGACCUCCGCUAAAGGUGGCGGGCGACGCAAGUCUGCCUUUGCCGAAGAGGAAGAAGGUUAUAUGUUUGUCGAGGAGGGAUUCCGCAUUCGCUUCGGGAAUGGUGAGGUUAUUGACUUCUAUGCCGAUAGUCGAGUUGAAAAGGAAGGUUGGAUGGGGGUCCUUGGAGAGACAGUCGGCAAAGGAUAUUCCGCAGGAAAUGGCCAAGUCAAGGCGUGGACGGAACUCGUGUUGCGACGAGAACGAAGCGUGAAGCCCAAGCAGCCCCAGCGGGAUAUGCCUUCAAGCGAGCGGCCGAUGAGUGCUCGCAAUCCAAUGCCCCCGGCUCCGCCAACUCCUGCCAAGGAUACCGCUCACCCGCACUCGUCGCGACCUCCCAUGGCACCUCCGCCGAAGCCUCGACAUAAGCAUCACCAAUCCCAGCCUAACAUUAGUUGGGAUGAUGCGAGAAGGCAGAAGGCCCGGUCGCUUAUUUUCUAAUCUUCCCGCGCAUUUGUUCCACGUAUCAAUUUCGUGACUCUUCGUCUUCUCUCGCUGUAUGAAACCUGGCCUUCUUUUUUCUUUCCAGUCAUAUCCAUGUUACCCUGGCUCUCUUUGUGAUUGUUUUUUCGAAUUUUGCUUUGCGCUGUGCGCCAUGCACCUAAUGACUUGACCCCGAUUACCCCGUACAUGUCUGUUCCUUUUUUUUUUUUUUCCUUUGCAUUCUUUUUCUUUUUUUCCCUAUGGUAUUCCCCUCUGUUCUGCGAAGUUGUUAGUUUUGACAAUUUGUUACUCGAAUCUUUCCGUCCCUUAGCCAAAGCAUGUUUUGUGCUCGCCAGCCUGGAUGAAAAUCGGACUUUCGAAUGUCGAGAUGAAUUUGAGACGAGAUUAAGAAGAUUAACUGACUGAACUUUGACUUAAGCUAGCAGUGUUUUUUAUGGUUCGGAUCUAAAUCUCACCCAACGCUCCCCGGAGCUUUUUUGUUUUUUUUGAAUUCCUCAUUAAUGCAGUGAACCUAUCAAUUGA